Molecule: messenger RNA, 900 nt
Organism: Nematocida major
Lineage: Eukaryota; Fungi; Microsporidia
Product: transcription initiation factor TFIIE subunit alpha
Exons: 1
Coding region: 1-900 (299 amino acids)
Biological process (GO): transcription open complex formation at RNA polymerase II promoter; transcription initiation at RNA polymerase II promoter
Cellular component (GO): transcription factor TFIIE complex
Source: RefSeq, a predicted model, not a curated record
AUGGAUGCAGUGAGAGUGCCCAUGGAAGAGCUUAUAAAAAGAGUUGUUCGAAUGUUCUACGAGCCCUGCCAUGCUGUUAUCAUGGACAUUAUGCUGGCGCAUUUGGUCUUGGACGAGGAGGAUUUGGCCGACAAAAUGAAGCUUCUUCCGAGGGAGUUCAACCGGAUGGCUGUCCGGCUGCGGGACGACAAGCUCCUUUCCUCUGAGACGAUCAGCGACAUGAAGGAAGACGGCAGGCAGGAAACAAAAACCAAGUUCUUUUUGGACUUUCGGGGGAUCCGGGAUGUGAUCAAGUACAAGAUGUACAUCAUGACGCAGAGGCUUGAGAAGAAGAUGCGGAACAAGGAGAGCACUCUGGGCCUCGGGUGUCUGGCGUGCGGCGUGUCGUACUCGAUGCUUGACGCGCAGUCGUUUCUCUGUAUGGAGGACUUUACGUUCAAGUGCCCUGAGUGCCAGGGCGAGCUGGCGGAGAAGAAAGAAAGCUCCUUUGAGGAAAAGGACGCCAUUUCCAACACCUUUUCGCUGAUGAUGGAGGAGAUUUCUCCUGUCAUACGGCAGCUGAAGGAGAUAGACACUCUGGGCAUUCCCGAGAUGAUGCGGGGCAAAAUAAUCCUGCCGCAGAGAAGCGCUGCGCCUGCCAAGCCGUACACGGAGGCUCUUGUGACGGAAAUCCAGCAGGAGGUGGAGGAGAAGGAGCAGGAGGCUCCCAUGGAAAUAGAAAUAACAGAAGAGCAGGGCAAAAAAGAGGAGGAUCUGCAGGCAAGCGAAGACAUGAUGCUGGAGGUGGAGGGCGUGAAGAAGCUGUUCAGAGACAUAACCGAGCAGGACAAGGAGCGGAUGAGCGAGGCCGAGUACGAAAGAUACUUUGAGCUAUUUGAGAGCCAGCAAGGCGAUGCCUAG